GAGACUGCACUAUACUAACUUCCUGUAGUCGCAAACACUAAACAAUAGUACGCAUACGUCAAAAAGAUGCGGUUUUGCGGUGUUGUCGCGCUAGCUGCGCUUUCUCUUCCCUUUGCCGAGGCCUUUUCUCCCGGACGGUACGCCGCACUCUCCGCUAGAAAGACAUCGUCUCAAACRGCUGUUGCCACCACACAGCUCUCGGUUGCGGCCGAUCUCACCGAUGUAGACUUCGCUAUCGACGCCAGCGCGGAAAACAUCGUCUCCCCCAAGGGAUCACAAAACGCCUGGGAGGUGCACAAAUUCGGGGGGGCGUCUCUCGCGACCGCCGAACUCUAUAAAACGGUUGGGGAUCUUCUGAUCGCCGAGGCUUCGGGAACCCGCAAAGAAAACAACGAGGGCAAGGGUGCCGUUCCAACCAUGGCCGUUGUUAGUGCAAGGGGCGGAAUGACCGACUUGCUCGUCAAGGUGGUCGAUUCGGCCCUCRUCGAUCUUGCAGCCGCCAAAACUGUCUUGAUGGAAGCCAUCGAAGGACAGAUCAGUAUCCUGACCGAACUGGCGCCGCCAUCUGUCACGGAUCCAAUCGAGGCCAACAUCCGGAACGACGCCAACGACAUUCUGUUGUUGGUACAGAGCUUGAGAAUGAUCAACACCGUUCCAUCCGUGACCAUGGAAGUUGUCACCGGAUAUGGAGAAAUCUGGUCGGCGCAAACGCUCAACGCCUACUUGCAAACCAAGCAGGAAAUCCCGGCCGAAUGGAUCGACGCCCGGCCCAUUCUCCGCGUGAAAUCCGACAGCAGCGGCCUCGGUGAAAAGGGAGAGGCCUCCACUGGCGGCGUCGUCCCCCUCUGGGAAGAAACCACCUCUCAGCUCUCGGACUGGUGGAACACCGUGGCCAAGGACAGGGGAAUGCACGAUUGCGACUACCAGUCCGGAAUUUCUCCGAUCAUCGUUGUUACCGGUUUCGUGGCCUCCACCAUCGACGGGGUCCCUACCACACUGAAGCGCUCGGGAAGUGAUUACAGUGCUACGAUUUUUGCCAAGCUGACCGGGGCCUCCCGGGUGACGAUGUGGAAAAACACCGACGGUGUUUACACCGCCGAUCCCCGAAGGGUUCCAGAAGCAUUUUCGAUUGGCUCGCUGAAGUACGACGAAGCCCUCGAGCUUGCAUAUUUUGGUGCGCAGGUUCUCCGUAAGUAUCAUCUAUCUUUGAACGCAUACCAGGAAUAUUUGGCAACGUCGAUUUUGUUUCAACCUUCACCCCAAAACAGCAUCUCAUCGAUUUGCUUUCUCUAUUGUUUCUCAAAURCAUCACAGACCCCUCGGCUAUGGUACCCUGCAUCGAUGAUAGCAUCCCGGUCUACGUGCGCAAUAUUUUCAAUCCUUCUUUCUCUGGAACAGUCGUUCAGGGAAGAAGCCCAUCCCUUGCGGAAAAAUCCCAGGAAGGUUCCGUCAAAAAUUGGCGGGCCAAAAAGGGAGAAAUCCCCAUCAAAGGAAUCACUUCGGUAGAUUCCGUGGCCCUUGUGACGCUAGAGGGUGCUUCUACCAUCGGUGGAUCGAACGUGGCCGAGAAAUUCAUGGGUGCCAUGGCCGACAACGACAUCAAUGUUUUGAUUAUUACGCAAGCCAGCAGUGAAUCGUCCAUUUGCAUCGCMGUCCCCGAAAAUGAGGGUCAAAAGGCAAUCAAUGCCCUUCAAUCGUCCUUYGAAUUAGAAUUGGCUCGAUCGACKGUGGGAUCCAUUUCGUUGUGCAAGGGUGUGUCCAUCGUCGCUAUUGUUGGAGAAGGCAUGGCGUAUUCUUCGGGUAUUUCAUCCACACUUAUGGGUUCCCUUUCCAAAGCCAACGUCAACAUCCGCUUAAUUGCACARGGAUCUUCGGAGCGACAGAUUGCGGUAGUCGUUGAUAAAGACGACACGACUCGUGCCUUGCGUGCGGCCCACCAGGCCUUCACGUUGUCCGACACCACUGCCAGUAUCACCCUUUUGGGAACCACUGGAGCCAUUGGAUCCACGUUUAUCAAUGCGCUCGAAAAGCAACGCCGCACGUUGAUCGAURGACUCGGUGUUUGUCCGCGUGUYAUGAUCAGUGCAAACUCGAAGAAGAUGUCGAUCGCCAAGAACGCCAAAGGCCUUUCCAUGGAUUCCCUCAUCUCAAAAUUGUCGAGCGAGGACGACGAAGACACUGUGGAUCUGAACCUCGAGAAACUCACAGAAGAAAUUGAAGCGGAUGUCAAUCCACACCGUGUCAUUAUUGACAUGACCAACAGCCAGGAGGUUGCUCAAUAUUACGAGCGAUGGAUGUCACUUGGAAUCGAUCUCAUCAGUCCCAGUCGCAACGUCGCCGCUGGACCCCUCGAAACCUACAAAAAGGUCAUUGAUGUCCAGAAGGGAAACUUUGUCAACUGGCAAUACGAGAGUAGUGUCGGAUCGGCUCUCCCUGUCCUCACCACUCUACGUGAUCUCAUCGAGACAGGGGAUUCUGUCAACAAGAUCCGGGGUUGCGUUAGUGGAACCUUCGCAUACGYUCUGAGUUUGCUUGACGAAGAGACGUCGUUUUCUGAGGCCUUUGGCCGUGCUAUGGAAAUGGGAUUCACCGAAAAAGACCUUCGCGAGGACCUGAUGGGGAUCGACGUGGCCCGCAAGAUCGUGAUCCUGGCACGGCAGCUCGGCAUGGAUAUCGAAAUCGAUGAUGUCGAACGCGAGUCCAUGCUUCCAGAAGACUUGGCUUCCAAGGCAGACCUUACGRUAGACGAUUUGAAAGUGCUUGACGAAGGUAUGCUGGAAAAAUACAAGGCGGCCGAAGCCGAUGGCCGCAAGCUUCGAUACAAGUUCGAAAUCGAGAAGGACAGUGGAAAGUGCCGGUGUUUCCUCGAGGCCGUUGAUARCUUGGAUCCGCUGUACCGAUUGAAAAAUACUGAAAACCUCGUUGCUUUCGAAACGGAUCUCUACACGGACUCACCCCUCAUCGUGAAGGGUGCCGCCGCCGGUCCUGGCCUCGCCGCCGCCGGAAUCUUCUCGGAUCUCUUGCGUUGCACGAGAGCAUAUUCCUCGGAGAGGUCGUAGAGCGCGGACRGUAUUGUCAGUCUUUUCACUAUUGACAUCAAUAUAUAAUGAUAUAGAUGAUUACAUCCAGCUAGGAGGGAUAAAAACUACUGCAGUUCUCACGAUAAAUAUUUAGUCCUUCAUAUCCCUUCUUGUUCACACGUACCACACGUACGUACUGGUACCGUACAGUACCGUACGGCAAAGCACGAAAGAAAUCUAGCAAGAAAAAACCUAGUACUUCUUCGUAGAUACGUUCCUUACGUUCAUAUGAUUCAUAUGAUACAAGUUGUAGGGCAUCAAGCUUGAUGUACCGGCCGCUACGUGAUCCAAACGUAUGACGGCGUAUCGACCUCUAGUACUCGUAACUCGUACCGUUACUUCGUACCCGUGGUCCCGCGACAUGCGCUGUCCGCUGCUACGCUACUUCUUGAAAGGGGUCUUCUAAAAAUUACAGUAACGAAAAAAUGAAAGAAUGCAUGAUGGAUCCAAUUUGAGUUCACAACUGCACGAAAACACGACACAUGAAGUGUCUGUUGGACUGCCCUCAUUUUGCCCUCCUUCAUGUCAUGCMUCUAACUCCAUAAGGAGAUCCCUUUUGAUUUCGUAGGAAGAAUCAWAACCCUCACCUUUAGAUCUGGUCUGAAGUUGACCGACUAGCUGACUAUUCGUGCUGUUCAACUUCUCGACUCAAAAACAGAAUCGCCAUGUCGCUGCGUCGAMGUCAAGGAGGGAGAUCGCAGCAAUAUCCACUUGGAAUUCCUCGACAUUCCUAUGACUACGGCGGAGAUUUCGGYUAUGCUGGCAGUGACGGAYUGAGGCCAUCUCUCAGAGGAGGCAGUUGUUAUUCGCAACUGCAUCACCAACAUCCGUUGGACACCGUAUACCUUGACGAUUCCAAGAUCCCCACAGUUCCUCCGUAUCUGRAGGCUGUCUCCACGAACAAAAACAGCAGCGGAAAUAGCAACARCGAGAACAAUCUCCACUCAACCGAUGGUUCUUCCAACGCAACAACAAUUGGCAAGUCGGAAGAUGGAAAGGACGCAGCCACUGGCAAAACGAGCAAUUCCGAGGAAGCCGAUGCUGCGGGAGGGGAAACGGCAAACGCACAGAAAGGCAAUGUAUCUGUUUUGCAGCGGGUAACCUCCUUGAGUUCUAUCAUGUCCUCGUCGACUCUCUCUGCCCUUGGGAGGGGGAAAGCUCCUGGGGAUUCGAAUAUAAAAUCUACCAAUGGCGCCAUUUCCGACACUGCGAUGGGCAAGAACGGCGGCACUUCCGGACUCAAAGGAUCUUCUUCAUCGUCAAUGCUCAAUCAGUAUUAUAARGGCAGUAGCUAUGAUAAGAUUUACAACAAUCCUAACCAUCGGAACUAUCGCCACCACCAGUACCUCCGGAACAUGAAUAUGGCUGGAAAGYAUCCKCACCCCGAACGACCACUCUCGGCAGCAGCAGAAACAUCUUYGCCGCCAUCUCCCAUCGAAACCAAACCCAGCUGGAGACUUCGGGAUCGAAUGAAAACAGUGGGGGUAGGCCUAAUCAUGGCUCUGAAUGUCGGGACUGAUCCKCCUGAUGUUAUCAAGCCUCACCCUUGCGCCAAGCUUCAGUGCUGGCUCGACCCCUCUAGCGUCACGCGUGCAAAGGCCAAGGAAAAGAUCGGGGAACGACUGGAGAARCAGUAUGCCCGAUGGCAACAGCAGCGGGGUGGUAGUAGUUCCUCAUCUUCGAGCUCGAACAACUCUAGUCGGCCCUUCAAGUAUCGAAAGACCCUAGAUCCCACUGUCGAAGACGUCCGGGCACUGUGCCUGUGGCUCCGAAAGCAAGCGCGGCACGAACGGAUCCUGCUUCAUUAYAACGGCCACGGGGUCCCUCGACCAACCCCGAACGGUGAGAUUUGGGUCUUUGACAAGUGUCACACGGAGUAUAUACCACUGUCGGUAUCCGACCUAAGGCAGUGGGUUGGGAAGCCCACCAUCGUAAUCCUGGACUGCUCGUCGGCCGGRAUUCUAAUUCCCUUUCUGACGGCUCCCCCCGCRGAAACUCCCACCAACACACCACCUCGAAUGCCCUCCCCGAUUUUGAAUUCAUCCAACGCAGGUGGUGCUGCUUCCUCUUCGCACUUUGGCCGAGCGGUUCCCGAGGAUGAUCCGAUCAUCACAAACAUGGACGAGGCCGCUUCCCACUGGGUGAAGGAUACGAUCGUUUUGUGUCCAACCAGCGAGGGAGAAUGGCUGCCAAUGAACCCAGAAUACCCAGCUGAUAUCUUCACAUCAUGCCUAACGACACCUAUCCAGAUGGCCUUAAGGUGGUUUGUUCGGAACAACCGCAUCAGCAUGGAGAUGCUCUUCAACCAGAAGGAUUCCGAUUUCGGACCCGACUUCUGGGUUGACUCGAUUCCGGGACAGGCCAACGAUAGAAAGACCCCCCUGGGAGAACUAAACUGGAUUUUCACGUCUGUGACAGAUUCUAUCGCRUGGAAUGGUGAGUUGGCCUCGAUUGAUUUUAAAUGGUGAUMUAUCCACCCGUCGUCGUARCAAACACCACCGUAUGGAUGAUGCUGUCAAAAAUGCAUAUUUCAUUCCAGAGGAAACUCAUAAGGCUCUUUUCGCUUGUUUUUCUCGUUUUCCUUUUCUACGACAGUGCURCCCAAACCUUUGUUUCAGCGAUUAUUCCGACAAGAUUUACUUGUCGCGAGUAUGUUUCGAAAUUUCUUGUUGGCAGAUCGGAUCCUACGAAAUUUGAACUGUACACCGCAAUCCUAUCCACCCCUUCCUCCGGGUGUAGCCGAUCAUCCUCUCUGGCAAGCCUGGGAUCUUGCAUGUGARACAUGCCUCUUUGGUUUGAUCAAGGACGGGAUAUUGGGCGAUGGCCCUACCACAGGACUCGGCGAUAGGGAUCGACUGCAUCCUCGUCAGUGGCAACAGCAAGCUGAGCAAAUAAGGAAGUUGCAGCAACCACGCAUCCCAAGACCUAUUUCCGCGCAUACAAGCUCUUCGCUUUCAUCUCCGUUUUUCUCCGAACAAUUAACAGGCUUUGAGGUGUGGAUGGAGUACGCUGUGAUUCACAAAGGUAAUAUCGAGCACUUGCAUCCGCCCGAACAGUUGCCCAUAGUCUUACAAGUGUUAUUAUCACAAACUCAUAGAGUACGGGCCCUAGAAUUACUGCGCCAGUUUUUGGCAUUKGGUCCGUGGGCUGUGAAUCUGGCGUUAAGUUUGGGUAUCUUUCCAUAYGUCGGGAAAUUAUUACAAAGUGCCGAAUACAAAACUGUGCUUGUCCAUAUUUGGGCCUCGAUUCUCAAAUUCGACCCGUCUUGUCAAGUGGAUCUUUCAAAGGACAAAGCACUGAAGCAUUUCAUUAAACCCUUGGCACAMCUUUCCGAAAGGACCAAAGAGACAGCAGGUGCCUCUCAUCAACACACCCCAGAGGCAGCAAAACAACGUACUCUUAAUGCCUUUUGUCUAGCUUCUUUGUGCUUUAAAUAUUCCACCGCUCAGAGUGAAUGCCUCCGUCAAAAUUUGCACGGGAGCUGCGCCGUUUUGCUCUCGGCACAGAUCAAAUUGCGAGAACAACAAGAACAACAACUAAAGGAACAAGAGCAGACAUCUCGCCGGGCAUCCGAAGAUGCAACUCGAUUUGUUCUAUUGCCUCCCGUUGCCUGUGAGUGGAUCUGUAUGUGCUUGGGCAAUCUUGUGCAGGCUUUUCAUKUCGCCCAAGCCCAAGCCUACGACAUCGACAUGCAUGACCUGCUCAUAACGCUACAACAGCAAGACAAAAAUCCAAAYGUUAGGGCGGCUGCAACAUAUGCACUCGGRAAUCUUUUSGAACACGCUUCUUUACCGUCGUCAAAUAAUUUAUCGUCAUCUACAUUAUCAUCAUCAUUGUCACGGAAUAGAUUACAGCAGAAUCCACCACCUCCUUCGACCAUGAAUCCACCUGGCAUUGGAUCACCAACUCCGAUAAGUCUGGGAYCUCAAGCCUUCUCUAACUCAGGCCAAGGUAUGCUUAUGCCUCAAGGGCAGUUGCAGUCACGACAGCCGCAGCAGCAGCAAAUKUUUUUGCCUAGUCCAAUUUCCUCACCCGGAAUGCCGGUCGCUUCGACUUUAGCGGCAGUAAAUGCAUUCCCGGGGCAGCUCCAACAGAACCCAAGCAUUUCAAUGAAUCAAGGACCAGCAUCAGCUGCUCUGGCGGCAGCUAUGGCACGUGGAGGACUUGCUCCUCCAACACAGCAGCAACUUGCUUCAAAUCAAAAUCUAGUUUCGCAUGGAAUGGGACAAAAGGGGCUAACAGCAGGAGUACAGCAACAGCAAAUCCAAAACCCGAUACCACAAAAAAUACAGGGUGCACCACAAGUUAUGCCUGGUGUGAGUCCGAUGCUUUCUUCUCAAGUAAUGUUGCAACGAGGGGGUGUGCAGCAACAACAAGGGGUACCACAGGUUACACCUGUCUUGGGUGCAUUGGCCCCACAGCACUCACCUGGAGUUCCAAUGGUAGGAAUUGGURGUCACCUGGCCCCUGGACAGCCCCUGAUGACGAGAGCGACUUCUGGRCCUCAGCUCGGAGCAGUACAACCAGGCGCCUUAUUCCAUCCUCAAAGGACUAACCAGCCUUCGAUUGGAGGCUAUCUUGGACCUGCGGCAGGAAAUCCUAUUGGCAUAAUGACUCCUUCAAACGUCACUCGUUCCGCCCCCGUAGGCAUGCCAAUCGUGGGAUCUCCUCUAGGAAUAGGCGCUUCCGCAGUUGGUUCGCCGAUCAUGAUGAAGCAGAUGAGAGUUGCACCACAUUUGGCGGAACAGCAACAGCGUCGUCGUCCCACAGUUUAUGAAGAUCUSCGGCGAAUCCUAUUCGAUUUGAAAGUAAUGGAGUCUAUGAUCCAGGUUCUGGCUGAUGGCAGUCCUAUAGUGCGCUACGAGGUCGUUAUGGCCCUCAGCAAUUUCGUGGARAAAUAUCUUCAAGCAAUUAUGGUUAUUGCCGAGGACGCGACUCGACUCAUGGACACAAUGCGGCUCGAAAAAAUUGCCGAAGGUGAGGAUGGUAUCACUAGACAUUCAACAAAAUGUCGCACUAGAGUUGUUUCACUACCACAAGGAGUAAAUCAAAAGAUUAUGGAUCGUUUCGGAGAGUGCUGGAAGGCACUUCGUAAAGUGCAACACGAGGAUCCCCAUCCCAAUGUUUCAAGGGCCGCAAACAAAAUUGUACGCGUAGUUCACGAAACUUUAUAUGAUAUGCGUAUAGAAUUGGACGCGGCRAAAGAUAGAAAUAGARUGAAGAGCGAGUUAUCUGGAAUCCAGGAAGAGGGGGAGACUGGAGGGGAUAGCUUGGAUCGUGUUAAAUCAGAUGCAAAUAUAUCGUUGACAUCUCCGGAUCAAAGAACGAAGAGCUUACGAGUGUUGCCUCAAAGCGAUGGCCCUUCGAAUCGUUUACCAACAAUCAAACCGAAACCUUAUCCACUACGACGUUCCUCUUCCGAAGUACCAGGAGGUAAUUUUCCAUCAGUUCAAAUUGGAGAUCCUAAAAGUGCACCAUCUCUUGUAAUGCCGGGACGGAAUUUGAUGGAUCGUGUYAAAGCAGAGAAUCUACUACCUAAAUCGCAAUUKUACAAGUGGAAAAAAUCAAUUUUCAGACCCGACUAUGAUGACGAGGACGUCGAAGAUCGAGAUCCAUUGAACCCUUCGGAAGCUGCAAGAAAUUACCAGCAUCGGCGCAACGCUAUUGUACGGGAGAAUGGCCGCAAAAUUUCAAAGCAUUUUGAAGGACUCAAGCCACGAAGGGAUAAUAKUCAACAGGGAAGCAUCAAUAUGCUCCUUGAAGACGACAGCAAUGGAAACGAGGAUACUGAUAUCUUCUUACAAAGUGAGCUGAGGUUGAAAGAAAAACAAUUGUUGAGAAACACUGGUGGCGUGAAGAUGACAUCUAUGCUGAAAUUYCAUUCGUACGAGAACGCUUUAGUUGUAUGCGACAAUCAGGAUUAUGUCUCAAUAUGGGAUUACGAAAAAGGAACCCAAAAAUCAUCGUUCAAGAAUGGGAAUCCCACGGGUUCUCGAAUGACUUCCACAUUUUGGAUGAAYGAAUCAUCCUCCAGUCUCCUGUUUGUCGGUUGCGACGAUGGUUCAGCACGCAUUUGGCGUGGUAUUGUCGAAAACAAUGGCGAAAUUUCGAACCAAGCUCCGGUGCUUGAAUCUGCUUUCUAUGCGAUCCCAGWCAUGGAAUCUGGCCAGCGAAGCAAGAGCGGCUUAAUUUGCGAAUGGCAGCAGACAACAGGCACGCUGAUAUCAGGUAAGAAAUAGUUUGGUUUUUACGUUUCGAAUCUUCCGUAAAAAACUACUUUGAAUGCUUGAGUGCCUUCAAUCGGGCUUUGGUAAAAUUUCCUUUCUCAAAAUCGUGCAAAUCACUCAUUUCAUUUCCGGUCCCAAUCGAAUUGGUUACCGGUGCUUUAUUUGUGCUUUGCUUGCCAAUAGGUGGAAAUUCUAGAAACCUACGUUGUUGGGACAUGACCGCACAGAAGUGUUYUGCUACUAUUAACAUUGAAAGCGACUCGUGCAUAACUGCGCUCACAACAGCUUGGGACGAAGAUAACAAUACUGGAUUUCGAGGGACUGGACCGGAAAUCAUCGCAGCCGGAUUUUCGGAUGGUUCCUUGAARUUGUUUGAYGUUCGAAUGCCCAAGUCCGGAGCUGCCUUAUCUGCAGCGGCAAGGGCAAAUAACAAAAGCCCUCCUCGCGGAAGGGCAACAGGUGCAACCAGUCGGAGAAGGGCAGGCGCAGCUGCCUUGAACAACARGACUUUCAACGAGCACGGAAGCUGGAUUGUUGAUGUUUCCUUUGCCUCUUACUGCGGAACUCAGAACGAAAUACUUUCCGGAAGCGUUGCGGGAGACAUUCGAGCAUGGGAUAUUCGGAGGUCGUCUCGAAGYCUCCGUGCAAUUGAAGUCCAGCGUAGCCCGAUGACUGCCCUUUCUGUGCACAAGAAAAUACCCGUUGCCGCGACUGGUUCUCACGCUCAGUUUAUCAAGAUUCUGACACUAGAAGGAGAGACACUCCAGGUAGCCCGAUUCCAUGAAGAAUCUCUACCGGGCCACAGGAUCGGACCCGUGAGCUGUCUAGAAUUCCACAAGCAGAAACUUGUGCUGGCUGCCGGGUCAACGAACGCAUUGGUGAGUAUAUACAAACCUCGCCGACCGCUUCCGUGAAUGAGCUCUAUUUUUCGAAAGAAGAAAACGUAACAAAUCGAAAACAGAAAA
This is a messenger RNA of Pseudo-nitzschia multistriata, 10272 nucleotides long. The record is from the annotation of a GenBank genome assembly. Lineage: Eukaryota; Bacillariophyta; Bacillariophyceae; Bacillariales; Bacillariaceae.